Messenger RNA from Pogonomyrmex barbatus (red harvester ant), 2062 nucleotides. Its product is annotated as U3 small nucleolar ribonucleoprotein MPP10. Gene Ontology annotation, cellular component: small-subunit processome; sno(s)RNA-containing ribonucleoprotein complex; Mpp10 complex. The record is from RefSeq and is a predicted model, not a curated record. Gene Ontology annotation, biological process: rRNA processing. Lineage: Eukaryota; Metazoa; Arthropoda; Insecta; Hymenoptera; Formicidae.
ACUUUCUGAAAUCUAUAUCAUUUAUAUUUCAUGGUUUAGCGUGUUUAUUGCUACAUAGGUGUGACAUGGGCACGUGUAUUUUGCGUUAUUUAUAAUAUAUUUUUGAACAAAUUUAUUUAUUGAUAUAUUAAAAAUGACCAGCAUAGAUGUUCUUAAUGAUGUUAUAUCUAUACUUGAUAAUAUUCAAUCAUUAAAACAAAUAAAAAGUGAGAAAAAUGGAAUCGACGUAACAGCCCUUAUAAAACGUAUCUACGACUUUACCAAAGAGCAAUCUCAUAAAAAUGAGAGGUUUUACAGAAAUAUGAAUGCAUUACCAGAAUUAGUCAUAGAAGGAUUUGAUGAAGAACAAAUUUGGCAGCAAUUGGAACUGCAGAAUGAGGGCGAGAUAGCGCACUUUUUAAAUAAGAUAUCAACAGUUUUAUCAGAAAAUAAAAAAUUGGUGAUUCCAGUGAGUUCAAAGAAACCUGAAUCUAUACAGAUUGUAAAUGAUCAUUCAGAUCAAGAGGAUGAAGGCAUGUCUGAAGAGAAGGAAUUUGAAGAUGUAGAAGUUAAAAGUAACAUGAUAAAGAGAAAACAUAAGAAGUCUUCUAUUGUAGAUGACAAAUUUUUCAAGUUGCAAGAAUUGGAUGAAUACCUAACAAAAGAAGAAAGAAAAGAGAAACAAGGAAAGGACAGUAUUGAGUCUGAUGAUGAAUCGGUAGAUUUAUUUAAUGAUGUUUCUGAAGAGGAAGAUGAAGAUAGUACUGAAAAGAAAUAUAUAAAGUAUGCAGAUUUUUUUGAUAGCCCUGAAAGUGAACAUGAGAAAUCUGAUGUAAGCAAAAAUUCAGAUAGCGACGAUGCUAUUAGGAAUUCUGGAGAGGAAGAAUUAGAAAGCGAAGGUGAAGAAAUGGAUAUUGAUUCAGAGGACAAAGAGGAUGAGGAGGAUUACAAAAUUAAGAGAGUGAGAUUCAAUCUUACUAAUGAUUCAGAUGAGACAGAUAGCUUGGAAAAUAAAGUGAAUUAUAAUAAGAAAGUUGAGGAAGUAAAAGUGCAGCAAGAUACAGAGCCAGCAUCUACUUUAAAAGCUGGUAAAAAGAGUUCACUGGAGAGGAUUAAGGAAAUGGAAGAGGAAACGAUCAACGAAAAGCCAUGGUUAUUAAAAGGUGAAGUGGAUGCUCCAAGUCGACCGCAAUAUUGUUUGUUGGAGGAGGUUUUUGAUAUCCCUACAAAUGUAAAGCCAGCUCCUGUAAUCACUGAGGAGACUACUAUGAAGUUAGAAGAUAUUAUCAAACAGCGGAUCAAGGAUAAAACUUGGGACGAUGUUGAGAAAAAGUUUAAACCAGUAGAAACCCCAUUGGAAUAUAAGAAGAAAUUGAUAUUAAAUCAAGAAAAAAGUAAGGAAAGCUUGUCACAAAUUUAUGAAAAGGAGUAUCUGAGGCAAAAGCAAACAUUAGAUCCAGAGAUUAAUCAAAAGAAAGAAGAAUCACCACAAUUACAUAAUGAAAUUCGACAAAUGAUGCGUUCUUUAAUGCGUAAAUUGGAUGCGUUAUCCAAUUAUCAUUACACUCCUAAGAUGGCUAAACCAGAGAUUAAAAUUAUUAGCAAUAUGCCUGCAAUUAAUAUGGAAGAAGUGGCGCCUGUUACGACUAGUGAUGCUACUCUGUUAGCACCUGAAGAAAUUACAGUCAAACCACGCGGUGAUCUUAUCGGUAAAUCGGAACGAACGAAAACUGAUAAGAAGCGCGAGAGAAGAAAAAAGAAAUCUAAGCAACAAGCUAAACAGCAAGCAAUGGAAAAGAAGGAAAAAUUAAAAGCAUUGCAACCAGGAAUCGCGAAGAAGUAUAAGAAUAAGAAGGAAAAGGAUGCAUUGCUUAAGAAAAUAACUAAAGAUAGAAACAUUACGAAACUUACUGAAACUACGCAUAAAGUCACAAAGUCCUCGACUGCGUUUUUCACACAAUUACAAGAUCAAGUCAAAAGUAAAGUUAAAAAAGGUAGUUUAUCCAAAAAGAAGACUGCCGCUACUUCGGCUGUAAAAUUGAAAUUGUAAAUUUUAUAUUAUAUAUUUAAACUUAUCUAAAUA